Aplosporella prunicola CBS 121167 is the source of this 4296-nucleotide messenger RNA. RefSeq lists its product as uncharacterized. Bases 1 to 4296 code for a protein of 1431 amino acids. Gene Ontology annotation, molecular function: ABC-type transporter activity; ATP binding; ATP hydrolysis activity. NCBI's taxonomy places the organism in Eukaryota, Fungi, Ascomycota, Dothideomycetes, Botryosphaeriales, Aplosporellaceae. The transcript is spliced from 3 exons. Gene Ontology annotation, cellular component: membrane. Gene Ontology annotation, biological process: transmembrane transport. The record is from RefSeq and is a predicted model, not a curated record.
AUGAAGGCCGGUGGCUAUGAGUCCAUUCAUGGCGUUAAUGUUCAAAAGGCCGAGAACGAAUUCCAGGAGCUUAACAGGGAAUUGACGAAGCUCACCCAUCACUCGAAGCGCACUGGUACCCAUAAGACCCCCAUCGUCGAUGAAGAGAAGGCCCCUUCCUCAGAGGGCUCUGACUCGGAGCCGUUUGAUCUCGAAUCAGUCUUGAGAGGUCACAAAGGCGAGGAUGAGGAAGCCGGUAUCAAGCCGAAACAGAUUGGUGUAUACUGGGACGGAUUGACCGUCAGCGGUAUCGGUGGUGUCAAAAACUAUGUCAAGACAUUUCCUCAGGCCUUCACCUCUUUCUUCAAUGUUUACGAGACCGGCAAGAACCUCCUGGGAGUAGGCAAAUCAGGACAAGAAUUCGACAUCCUUAAGGACUUCAAGGGAGUCGCCAAACCUGGUGAGAUGGUCCUCGUUCUUGGUCGCCCAGGAUCCGGAUGCACGACUUGUUUGAAGGUUUUGGCCAACCAACGAUUCGGCUACACCAAGGUUGACGGCACCGUCCUCUACGGCCCCUUCGACAACGAAACGUUCGAGAAGCGCUACCGCGGCGAGGCUGUCUACAACGAGGAGGACGACGUCCACCACCCCACUUUGACGGUUGGCCAGACCCUUGAAUUUGCUCUGGAUACCAAGGUCCCUGGAACGCGGCCCGGUGGUCUCAGCAGGCACGCUUUCAAGGAGAGAGUCAUCGACAUGCUGCUCAAGAUGUUCAACAUUGAGCACACCAAAAACACAAUCGUCGGAAACCCUUUCGUUCGUGGUGUCUCUGGUGGUGAGCGUAAACGCGUUUCCAUCGCUGAGAUGAUGAUCACGAAUGCUUCUGUGUGCUCAUGGGAUAACUCAACCCGCGGUCUGGACGCAUCCACUGCCCUGGACUACGCCAAGUCUCUUCGCAUCUUGACGGAUAUCCACCAAGUCACCACGUUCGUUUCGCUCUACCAGGCCUCCGAAUCCAUCUAUAAGGUGUUUGACAAGGUCAUGGUUAUUGAUUCCGGUCGCCAAGUUUACUAUGGUCCGGCUCAAGAGGCCCGCGCGUAUUUCGAGAACCUUGGUUUCUUGGAGAAGCCUAGACAAACCACUCCGGACUACCUUACUGGAUGUACCGAUCCUUUCGAGAGAGAUUUCAAGGCCGGCCGUAGCGAGAAGGAUGUUCCCAGCAACCCCGAGGCCUUGGCGGAAGCUUUCAAGAACUCCGAUGUCGCCGCCCGUCUGAACCAUGAAAUGACUCAAUACCGCCAGCAGAUCCAGGACGAGAAGCAAGUUUACGAUGAUUUCCAGACGGCUGUUCACCAGAGCAAGCGUCAUGCGUCCAAGCGUUCGGUUUACACUAUCCCUUUCUACCUCCAGGUCUGGGCCUUGAUGCGCCGCCAAUUCGCUCUCAAAUGGCAGGACCGGUUCUCCCUUGUUGUCUCCUGGCUUACUUCCAUCAUCGUGGCUAUCCUUCUCGGUACUGUCUGGCUUGACCUCCCUCAAACGUCCGCUGGCGCUUUCACGCGUGGUGGUUUACUGUUCAUCUCCCUUCUGUUCAACGCUUUCCAGGCCUUCUCCGAGCUGGCUUCCACUAUGAUGGGACGACCUAUCGUCAAUAAGCACCGCGCUUACACAUUUCAUCGUCCUUCUGCCUUGUGGAUUGCUCAGAUCAUCGUGGACACGGCUUUUGCAACGGCUCAGAUCUUCGUUUUCAGCGUCAUGGUCUACUUCAUGUGCGGUCUCGUCCGGGAUCCAGGUGCUUUCUUCACCUUCGUCUUGAUGAUCGUCUCUGGAUACCUCUCGAUGACUCUUUUCUUCCGUACCGUCGGAUGUAUGUGUCCGGACUUCGAUGUGGCCAUCCGUCUUGCCGGUACAAUCAUCACUCUGUUUGUGCUUACCUGCGGAUACCUCAUUCAGCCUCAAUCGGAGCAAGUAUGGUUGAAAUGGAUUUUCUGGAUUAACGCACUUGGUCUCGGUUUCUCUUCACUCAUGAUGAACGAGUUUAAGCGGUUAGACAUAACAUGCACUUCUGAGUCGUUGAUUCCACCUUACGGAGAAAUUGAGCAUCAGUCAUGCACUCUCGCCGGAAGUACACCUGGCAGCGCGAUUAUCUCUGGAAAAGACUACAUCACGGCGGCCUUCUCAUACCACCCAGAGAAACUCUGGCGCAACUGGGGUAUCAUGAUUGUCCUUAUUGUUGGCUUCCUUGGAGCCAAUGCUUUCCUGGGAGAACAUAUCAAAUGGGGCGCUGGUGGCAAGACCGUGACCUUCUUCGCCAAAGAGAAUGCUGAGCUGAAGAAGUUGAACGAGGACCUGAAGCAAAAGAAGGAGAGAAAGAACCGGAAGGAAACCGAGGAAGAGGGCGAGGGUCUGAAGAUCAACUCCAAGGCUGUUCUUACCUGGGAAGACCUCUGCUAUGACGUUCCAAUGCCCGGUGGCUCUGGCCAACUCCGUUUGUUGAACAACAUUUACGGCUACGUUAAGCCCGGUCAACUCACCGCUCUGAUGGGUGCCUCCGGUGCCGGCAAGACGACCCUGCUCGACGUGCUGGCGUCCAGGAAAAACAUCGGUGUGAUUAGCGGAGACAAGCUGAUCGACGGCAAAGUGCCUGGCAUCGCUUUCCAGCGUGGAACCGCCUAUGCCGAGCAACUCGAUGUCCACGAGCCGGCCCAAACUGUCCGCGAGGCUCUGCGCUUCUCUGCUGAUCUCCGCCAGCCGUUCCACGUUCCCCAGGCCGAGAAGUACGCUUACGUUGAGGAAGUCAUCUCCCUGCUUGAAAUGGAAGACAUUGCGGACGCUAUCAUCGGUGACCCCGAGAGUGGUCUGGCUGUUGAGCAACGCAAGCGUGUCACUAUUGGUGUCGAACUGGCUGCCAAGCCGGAGCUUCUUCUUUUCCUUGACGAACCCACCUCCGGUCUUGACAGUCAAAGCGCCUGGAACAUUGUCCGUUUCUUGAAGAAGCUUGCCGCAGCUGGUCAGGCUAUUCUGUGCACGAUUCACCAGCCUAACUCUGCUCUUUUCGAGAGUUUCGACAGGCUUCUGCUUCUGCAGAGGGGAGGUCGCUGCGUCUACUUCGGUGAUAUCGGAGAGGAUGCCUGCGUUCUUCUGGACUACUUCCACCGCCGGGGAGCUGACUGCCCGCCUGAUCUCAACCCCGCUGAGUGGAUGCUGGACGCCAUCGGUGCCGGCCAGGCUCCUCGUAUCGGUGACCGCGACUGGGCCGACAUCUGGGCCGACUCUCCCGAACUCGCCGCAACUAAGGAAGAGAUUGUCCGCAUGAAGAACGAGCGUACAGCGGAGAACAAUGCUGGCCAGGAGCUGAUGCAGACGGAGUUUGCUACCCCGCUUUGGUACCAGAUCAAGAAGGUCAACGCCCGCACGCAGCUCUGCUUCUGGCGCACUCCCAACUACGGCUUCACUCGUCUCUUCAACCACGUCAUUCUCGCUCUGUUGACUGGUCUCGCUUUCCUUCAGCUCGACGACUCUCGUUCCUCGCUGCAGUACCGGAUCUUCGUCAUUUUCCAGGUCACUGUCCUUCCCGCCCUGAUUCUCGCGCAAGUCGAGCCCAAGUACGCAAUGGCUAGGAUGGUCUCUGCCCGCGAACAGGCCUCCAAGGCUUACAGGCAGUUCCCGUUCGCUCUUGCACAGGUUCUUGCCGAGAUGCCUUACAGCGUUCUCUGCGCUGUGUUCUUCUUCCUGCCGAUCUACUACAUCCCUAACUUCCAGUACGCUUCCGACAGGGCUGGUUACCAGUUCUUUAUGAUUCUGAUCUGCGAGGUCUUCUCUGUUACGCUUGGGCAGCUGAUCGCCGCGAUCACGCCCACGCCCUUCAUCGCUGCGCUCGUCAACCCCUUCAUCAUCAUUAUUUUCGCCCUCUUCUGUGGUGUCACCAUUCCCCAGCCCCAAAUCCCUAACGGAUGGCGCUGGUUAUACCAGUUAGAUCCAUUCACUAGGUUGAUUGGUGGUAUGGUGGUGACAGAGCUGCACGACCGGGAGGUCACGUGCUCGACGGGCGAGCUCAACACCUUCACCGCGCCCCUCGGCCAGACCUGCGGCGAAUACAUGUCUGCAUUCUUCGCGAGCAGCGGGCCCGGCUACAUUGUCGACAACUCGACCAGCAACUGCGAGUACUGCGCCUACAAGGUCGGCGACGAGUUCUACUCGCCCCUGGGCUACGACUUUGUCAACCGCUGGCGCGACCUGGGCAUCUUCAUUGCCUUCAUCGGCAGCAACCUGCUCCUCCUGUUCCUUGCGGCGAGGUACCUCAACUUCGCUAAGCGGUAA